Cricetulus griseus (Chinese hamster) is the source of this 3250-nucleotide messenger RNA. Lineage: Eukaryota; Metazoa; Chordata; Mammalia; Rodentia; Cricetidae. The record is from RefSeq and is a predicted model, not a curated record.
CGGGGCGCCCUGGGCCAGCCCGGGGACAGAGCAAGUGGACGAGCCCAGCGGCCGGAGGCGCGUGUGAAACCGAGGAAACCCACGAGACGAGGGGUUGGUCCCGGCUGCGGGUGACAGAGAGUGCGAUCCUCCCCUCUUUUAGCGCCGGCAGGAUUGUCUCUCUGCCUUCCAGUCCCCUUGACAACGACGCCUGGCGCGAGGCGGAGCGAGGCGGGGCCAACCGGCUUCGAGAAGAAACCGUGAGCCAGCCCAUGCUCUUCCCUCUGUGGUCAAGCCUUCCUUCAAUCCCACCGCUUUGUGCACCUAAAGGACGACCGGUCUUGGGUGGCACUGUUCACCCCCGUGACUCUGUACCCCUCUGCCAGAGCCCCUGCUCUGAAACAUUGCUGUGCUCGUCUGAUGAUGAUAUUUAAAGGGAGGAUCCUUUGAGCCUGGGCCCCUAUGACAUCCAAAGACAAAGAUGUGGUGUCCUUGCCACUUUCUCCCUGGGAUGCCAUCCUUAAGGCUGCCAAAGACCAGCUGCCAUCUGUGGAUUCAGACUCCUCCCUGUCUGACUGUGAGGAAGAAGAACCCUUCAUCUUUCAGCGAAACCAGCCCAUCCUGAUUCCAGACUUGGCUGAGGAGCUGGCUGAAGACCCUGUUGGUGUUGAAUCUGGGGCCUGGAUUACUAUAGGGAGGAGUUCUUCACCUGAGCCAUUUCUGGUUCCUGGGAGACUAGCCAUAGAACCCAGAAGUGGACAGACGGUAAAACAGAAGGACUUGGCACUUCAGGAAAGAAGAGGCCCUGGCUGGGCUUGCCAGAGCUGUGUCAAGAUCAGUCCUAUCCUUGUGGAGGCUGAGGAGGGCCCACCCUGGCUGGAAGGCAACCUUAGAAGCCUGUGUAACCCCAAAGGAUCCCAGAGUCCCCCCUGGACUUCCCAGGGAGAAGAUGCCACCUUUCCUUUGGAAGGGCAGCUGAAGACAGAGCCCUCAGACAUUGACAAGCGCAGAGCCCUCCGCAGGGAAAGGAGGAAGAUGAUAGAGAAGGAUAUCCUUCAGAAAGUGACCCAGGCUGCCCAGAACUCAGCCUGUGGUGGCCAAGGCCAGGCUCCAGAGUCGGGACCCCAGCCAGAAGCUGGGGAAGGAUGUCCAGUGCUCUCACUCCAGCAACUUGAAGACUGGGAUUUGGAUUACAUCCUUCAGAGUCUGCCAGGGCGACAGGACUGCCAGGGUGACAGUGCUCCCAGAACUGCCUGGUGGUUAGCUGACCGAUGCCAAAACCAAGGGCACACCAUUGGACUCUCCCAGGACACACUCCUGGAACAGCUGGCCCUCCUGUGUGCCACUCAGUCCAGAGUCUGCAACCCUACCUGGAAGAUUUCUGCUGACAAACCCAGAGACACAGAGGAGUGGGAAGCCAGAAGCAGAAGUGCUUUAGUAGAGCCGGGCUUUCAAACUGAGCCAGCCCAGAAGCUGGCAGGGAGUAGGAGGCUGAAGACCGAGCCUCCCACCGUUUUCAUCGACCUGCGGCAGAAGGAGCCGUCAGAACCACAGGAGCAUCAGGAGAGCUCUGUAUAUAGCUCCUCUGACAGUGAGGAGGAAGAUGUGGAGGCAGCAGACCCAGUACAGGGGGCAGUCCCCCGGGAACGGAGGGACUGUACUGGGAAGAGCCAGCUUCUCCAGCAGCUGAGGGCAUUUCGGAAGGGGGGUGUUGCAUCCCAGCUAUCCACCAGUGACAGUCCUGGAGGCCAAAAGACUCAAGCCCCAGAAGAUACAGCUGGAUUACAAACUGGGAGGAAGAAACACAUAAAACUCUGGGCUGAGAAGCAGAAUGCCCUGGAUCUAGGGGAACCUCUUGGGACACAGCCAGCCAGAGAUAUGCUGCUACCUGCUAUGGGCCAGCUAUAUUCAACUCAGGUAAAGGAUCUGAAAAGCAGGCCUGGUGGCAGAUUUCUAUCCACACAGCCCUGAUGGUCCUUCUGCAGCCCACCUAUUUUUAAUAGCACGGGCCUCUGGGUGCUGAGACCCUCGCUCUGACCCUAUCCAGCCAGUUUAAACAUAUUUAAACUUUUUUGUUGUUGGUGGUGUUGGGAACUGUAUCCAGGACCUCAUGUAAGCAAUUACUCUGGCACUGAGCUUACAUCUCCUGCUCCCAUAUUUAAAUGUAUUUAUAGUUUCCUAUAGAAACUUUGCCCAGGUUCUUGGAUUUCUGGUAUUUUGUGUACCUAAGUUAACACACACAUAUGUCCAUACCCAUGCAGACUUGAUGUACUUUGUGAAAAAAAGGGGCAACAGCUGAAAUUUGCUUUCUCUGUCUUUUUACCCAAGACACAAAAGCACACAUAGGCUCCAGGUAAUUCCAAGUUGAAGUGGCACUGAUCUUUGCUAGUCUGGAGAUGGAACACCAUACCUACCAGCAAUUCCAACACCAGAAGCCACACUGUGUGAAAUGCAAUAGUGCACACUCUCCCUCCUUGGUACACAAUGGAAGCUGUGUGUGUGACCAGCCAAGGCCUGGUCCUUACAGGGGACACCUGAGCUUCCUCUACCUGGUUACUUUGCAAGACAUGUCUCCCCUCCCCAGACUCCAUCUUUAGGGUCUUUCUGUACCUGCUUCCUCAGCCCCUUUGAUUUCCUGUCACCUCAUCUCCCCAGAGUCUUCCCAGGCCUGCUCCACGGAAAAGCAGAGUAGCCACUACCAAGGCAGGGCUUGGGUGGCAUGGCAGGGUUCAGGUGGCAGGGCAGAGUAUUUGACAUCUGACAAAUGUUUUAGCAUUCAGUUGUGGCAGGAGGGGUGUGUGGGGGUGUCACUGCCAGUUGUCCUGCUGCUGAAGAUAGACAAGGAUCUUCGUGUCAAGUCCUGAGCCACACAAAGGACAGGUCCUAUGGCAGAAUUACAGGCAGAUCACUGUUGUCAUCAAGUCCACAGAAUCCUAUUCCACAAACCCCGUCUGAUUUGGCCACAGGGACUGCAUCAUUAGGCCUAAUCCCAAGGCAUAUCCUUUAGAAGCCACAUGCAAGUUAGGCCUCCACCAAGGCCAUAAGCAGCUUCCCUGUAAGGGAGGCCAGGCUGCCCUGCCCAAGUGCAGAGGUCCAGGGCAUCAUGGCUCUACCGUCUGCCCCACAGUUUCCACUUCAGCCACUUAGUCAUCAAGAAUAAAAGUGCUUUGUUCCUAAACCCACUUUCUCCCAACUCCACCUCACUUAAUGCUAGAAAACCUGUUGAGAAUGACAUAUAGUGAUAGGAAAUAAAUUCUGCUGCAGUUUCGAC